Molecule: messenger RNA, 5537 nt
Organism: Tarenaya hassleriana
Lineage: Eukaryota; Viridiplantae; Streptophyta; Magnoliopsida; Brassicales; Cleomaceae
Product: sister chromatid cohesion protein PDS5 homolog A-A-like
Exons: 33
Coding region: 262-5166 (1634 amino acids)
Biological process (GO): mitotic sister chromatid cohesion; DNA repair
Cellular component (GO): nucleus; chromatin
Source: RefSeq, a predicted model, not a curated record
GUAUCCUCGCGAGAGUUUGAAAUGUCGCUUCUUUGCUCGAAAACGAAAACCCUACCAGAAAUACUGACGCAGAGCUGAGAAGCGAAACGACCUCCUCCGUUCCCUACAAGACCCGAAAAAGAAGAAGUGCCCUCUCCUCUUCUCUCCCCCCCCCCCUCUCUCUCCUUCUCCCUUUCGUCUUCGUUCAUGGUGGUUCUGCUCUGAACAAAGUGCGGUGACGGGGAAACGACUUCGUUUUAAGAUUCCUGGGUCUCACUCGUGAUGGGCCAAAAGCCGGAAGAACAGUUGAAGGAGGUUGGAUCCAAGCUCGACCCACCUCCUUCCUCCAAGGAUGCUCUUCUCAAGCUCUUGAAGCAAGCAGCUGCUUGUCUUUCUGAGUUGGACCAGUCGCCACCAGUUUCAGUGCUGAAUUCCAUGCAGCCUUUUCUCGAUGCAGUUAUCAAACCUGAAAUUCUUAAGCAUCAAGACAAGGAUGUUAAGCUUUUAGUUGCGAGUUGCAUAUCUGAGAUAACACGGAUCACAGCUCCUGAGGCCCCUUACAGCGAUAAUAUUAUGAAGGAUAUCUUUCAAUUGAUUGUGAGCACCUUCUGUGGGUUGAGUGAUAAUGCGAGUCCAUCAUUUGGAAGAAGGGUUAUCAUUUUAGAAACGGUUGCGAAGUACCGGUCAUGUGUUGUAAUGUUGGAUCUUGAAUGCGAUGAUCUGGUUACUGAGUUGUUUACUACAUUUUUCGCUGUUACCAGAGAUGACCAUCCAGAAAACGUUCUAUCAUCAAUGCAAAAUAUAAUGGCUGUUCUUUUAGAAGAAAGCGAGGAUGUUCAGGAGUAUCUCUUAUUAAUUCUCUCUAAACUGGGCCGUAAUAAAAGUGACGUUACAGCUGCUGCUAGAAAACUUGCUAUGAAAGUCAUAGAGCAGUGUGCACCAAAACUUGGAUCUGAUAUAAAACAGUUCCUUAUCACUUCAAUGUCUGGAGAUAGCAGUCUGUCGAACCGUCAAAUUGACUACCAUGAAGUGAUCUAUGAUUUAUACUGUUGCGCUCCGCAGACACUAACAGGAGUUGCACCGUAUCUCACUGGGGAUCUAUUGGCCGAUCAGUUGGAAACCCGUUUAAAAGCGGUGGGAUUGGUUGGGGAUUUGUUUUCUUUACCUGGACCUGCAAUCUCUGAAGAAUUUGGUUCGCUCUUUUCUGAGUUUCUGAAAAGGUUGACCGAUAGAGCAGUUGAAGUUAGAAUAUCUAUCCUUGAACAUAUUAGGAGCUGUUUGCUCUCAGAUCCUUCAAAAGAAGAGGCUUCUCAAAUAAUAUCUGCUCUCUGUGAUCGGCUCCUGGAUUAUGAUGAAAAUAUACGCAAGCAAGUUGUUGAUGUUGUUUGUGAUGUGGCUUCAAAUGCACUGGCUUUGGUUCCGGUUGGCACUAUAAAGCUAGUUGCCGAGCGUCUUCGAGACAAAGCUGUACUGGUUAAAAAAUACACUUUGGAGAGGCUGGCUGAUUUGUUCAAUGUAUACUGUCAAAGCUGUGCUGAUGGCAAAGUUUGUGUUGGCAAGUUUGAUUGGAUUCCUGGAAAGAUCCUGAGGUGUUUAUAUGACAAGGAUUUCAGAUCAGACACCAUUGAACAUAUUUUAUGUAAUUCAUUGUUCCCAAGUGCCUUCUCAGUAAGGGAUAAAGUUAAGCAUUGGCUACAAGUGUUUUCAGGAUUUGACACGGUGGAGGUAAAAGCACUUGAGAAGAUACUGGAGCAGAAACAAAGGAUACAACAAGAAAUGCAAAGAUAUUUGUCAUUCAGGCAGAUGCAACAGAUGCAGGAUGUGGAUGCUCCUGAGAUGCAUAAAAAGAUUCUAUUUUGCUUCAGAGUGAUGUCACGUGCAUUUUCUGAACCCCCAAAGGCUGAGCAGAAUUUUCAGACCCUUGAUCAAUUGAAAGAUGCUAAUAUCUGGAAGAUUUUGACUACUCUGCUUGAUCCCAACACUAGCAUUAUGGAAAUGACCAAGUUACGGAAUGAUAUGCUUAAAAUACUUUCCGAGAAGCAUUGUCUGUACGAGUUUCUUGGCACUCUCUCCAUAAAGUGCUCUUAUCUACUGUUCAACAAGGAACACGUGAAGGAGAUAUUGGCAGAAGUUUCUGCUAGAAAGUCUGCUCAAAAUCUUUCAGGCAUUCAGUCUUGCAUGAACUUGUUAGGGAUUCUUGCAUGUUUCUGUCCCUCGCUGUUUGUUGGGGCUGAGGCAGAAUUGAUUCUUUCCCUGAAAGAUGAUGAUGAAGCAACAAAAGAAGGUGCUUUAAAAAUUUUGGCUAAGGCGGGUGGCACGAUUCGUGAAAAUCUCACUGAUUCAUCUAGUUCGGUGGACUUGAUACUGGAGAGGAUCUGCGUAGAAGGUAGUCGUAAGCAAGCAAAGUAUGCUGUGCAUGCUCUGGCAUCGAUAACAAAAGAUGACGGGCUCAAGUCCCUCUCUGUUCUAUACAAGAGACUUGUGGACAUGCUGGAGGACAAGACACAUCUUCCAGCUGUACUUCAGUGUCUUGGAUGCAUAGCGCAGAUUGCGGUGCCGGUUUUUGAGACCAGAGAGACUGAAGUAGUGGAAUUUAUUAAAAGCAAAAUUCUUAAGUGCGGAAGUGAAGCUGUAGAUGACAAAAGUUCAUCCUGGGAUAACAAAAGUGAAAUUUGUCGCCUGAAGAUAUACGGGAUUAAGACGCUGGUUAAAAGCUACUUGCCUUUCAAUGAUGCUCAUCUCCGUGUGGGUGUUGAUGACCUUCUUGGAUUACUUAAAAACAUACUUUCUUUUGGGGAAGUAUCUGAAAAUAUAGAAUCAAGCCCUGUCGACAAGGCCCAUUUGAGGCUUGCUGCUGCGAAGGCGGUCCUCCGUCUUUCUAGGCACUGGGAUGACAAGAUACCUAUUGAUGUCUUCCAUUUAACACUUAAAACGCCUGAGAUAUCAUUUCCAAUGGCCAAGAAAAUAUUCCUGGGAAAAGUUCACCAGUAUGUGAAGGAUCGGGUGUUGGAUGUCAAGUAUGCUUGUUCAUUCUUAUUUGACUUCUCUGGAUCGAAAGUUCUUGAAUCAGAGGAGGAAAAACAGAACUUUGCUGACAUCAUUCAAAUGUCUUAUCAAACAAAAGCACGGAAAAUAUCUGCCCAGCCUGAUGCCACUUCAGCAACUCUUUACCCCGAGUACAUCAUUCCUUAUCUGGUUCACAUGCUUGCCCAUCACUCUUGUCCUGACGUAGACAAAUGUCGGGAUGUCAAGGAAUACGAAAUUAUGUACCGCCAAUUAUAUUUGGUCAUUUCUAUGUUGCUCCGCAAAGAGGAAGACGGAAACUCUGAAGACGAUUCCAAGGAACAGGAGAGCGUUACCACCAUAAUUAGCAUUUUCCAGAGUAUAAAGCAGUCAGAAGAUGUCAUGGAUGCAACAAAGUCAAAGAAUUCAUGGGCAAUCUGUGAACUAGGACUGUCGAUUGUCAAAUGCUUAGCUGAGAAGGAACUCGAUUUGCAAGGGAUGACGACAUCUGUUUCGCUGCCUCCAACACUCUUCAAACCUUACGAAGAAAAGGAAGGUGAUGACUCUCAGGUGGGUGAAGAGCAUAUAUGGUUAGCUGAUGAGACAGUACUUGCACAUUUUAAGUCUCUGAAGUUGGAGAGUGAUGCAUCUGUGACAACUGAAGCUACUGAGGCUGAGGAUAUAAAAGAUGGGGAAAGUGAUGGGAACGAAGUGCCUCUGGGAAAGAUCAUAGAGCGUUUGAAAUCCCGGGGAAAGGGUAAAAAGAAUAAAUCUCUACCUGUUCGGACUGAGAAUGGUGAAAAUGAUGUCGACAUAUUGAAAAUGGUGAGGGAAAUAAACCUAGAUCAGUUAGGAGUGUUGAAUAAAUUUGAAUCCAGUAAUGGUAAGAAGCACUCUCCUGGCAUGAGAGGAGACACAGGUCAAGAAGAUAAACACACUAACAAGAGAAAGGCUGGUGAUGCGACAUCGCUAAUUUCGGUGCCUAAGCGCCAGAGGUCCUCUUCAGGUCAUAGUCCUUUCAAGUUUUCAAGCACCAGUCCUAGAUUCCCAUCGAAAUCUUCAAAAGACGAGUUGCAACAAGGAAGAGAUAUUUCUUGGGACACAAAUGACGAGAUUUCUGGGCAGCAAAAAGUAAUAGAAAGCACCAGUUCUCCUAAGAAAAAGAAAAGGUUCUCAUCGAAUCUUAAGAGUGCAGGAUCUGAUUUGGGUUUUAGUGAUGAAGAAAAUGAAAAUGAAGGUGCCGAUCACACAGAGAGGAAGCAAAGUAAGUUGGCAGGAAGUGGCGAUGGUGUAUUGAAGUCUGCCUCUGGAUCGAUGAAGAAGCGGAAAAGAAAAAGCAUCUCUGGACUGGCAAAGUGCACUUCGGCAGAAAGUAAAAUGGCAGCUGAUGAGUUAAUCGGUUGCAGAAUAAAAGUGUGGUGGCCUUUGGAUAAAAGGUUUUAUGAAGGCACUGUGAAAUCAUAUGAUCCAACUAAACAUAAGCAUGUGAUACUGUAUGAUGAUGGAGAUGUUGAAGUACUUCGCCUGGAGAAAGAACAUUGGGAGCUUGUUUACACUGGUCGAAAGGCCGCAAAGGUUCCUGAAUUAUAUAAGUCAAGCAAAUUGAAGGUCUCCCCUCAUAAGAAAAGAUCUGCCGAAAGCAAACGUAUGUAUUCUGAUGGUUCACAGGAGACUCUGGGUCAAGUUAUGACCACACCAAAAGGAAAGAGGACUCCGAAGAAAAUCUUGAGGCAUAAACUGAAAGGCAUGCCAAGAAGUCUCUCUGAAGAAUCUGUGAAAAAAGAGAGUGGAGAAAAGAAAAAUCAUGCAUAUACUGCAUCAGAUGAUUCGCACGGGGAAGUUGCUGAAGCAAUGGAUGAAGAGAAAUCAACCACAGAGUGGAAGAAAUAUAGUGGGGAGACUGAUGAAGAGAAAUCAAGUUCUGAAGGAAAAUCCAGGAAAGAAGAAAAGGAGGACGCUGAAGAAUGUCAAAACAAGAAAGAUGAUUUACAGGGUGAGAAAUCCGAAUCAAGUGAAAGCUCCAGAGGGGACGAAACUGAAGUUGACAAUUCUGAGCCGGAAGAGAAGGAUGAAAUCGAGACAGAGCCCAAAAACCAUGAUGGGGACACAGAGAUUUCCGACAACGAGACACUGGGUGCAUGGAAACUUAAAGCGUGUAAAGCAAACUCGAGGAAAGCAACAUAGAGGUAUGGAAUUAAAGUUGAUGAGGGGAUAUUGUAGAAGAGAUUGACAAAAUGCUGUUGUUUGUCUUUGGAAGGAAGAAUAGGCGGUUGGAAUAUGGAAAAGAGCAGUAGCUGAGAGAGAGAGAGAGGUGUAGAAGGAAUGAGCUGUAUAUGUGGGUGUCGUAUAUGUUAGGUUACUAACCAUCGUGAAUGGAUUUGGAAGGAAUAAAUUACUAGUGCAGAAGUUAGGGAACCACAUGUACAUGAUGGGUGUGUUGUACUUGUUAGUUCCUGUCUUGUUUCUUUCUUUUUUGCAGGAUGUUUCAUUUUCAUUGCCCUUUGUACCUGACAUUGAUUUCUUAUCAUGAUACCUUUUGUUCGAAUCAGCAGACA